AUGAAGGCACACGCAGUACGAAGAGUUCUUCAAGAGUUGAUCGACAUGCCUCUUGCUUCAAAUUAAGGCUUCUUCUUGUUGAUAUAAUGAGCAGAAUAGCAAAGAACGAAUACCUUUACCUUUACCUCAUGCUUGAAGGGGAGGAAGAAGCUCAUUUCCCUCCUUAGUUUUUGUGGCACUUCUUAUCCUUAUGAUCUCAUUCUCACGCUUACCACGUCACUUCUACAACAUUCACACGCGUUGGUUCUUUUUCUUAGGCUUAGUUUCCUUGGCUCAGGACCAUCUGAGGAAAUGAGCCACUGAAUGGUUCUGGUAUUUGGUAGCCUGAUUUUGAUCAUAAGGAAAAAAAGAAGAGAAUCUUUGCGAUCAAAUUCAGAGCACCAAAUACCAGAACCAUACAGCUACGGAAUAAGAAAGGAAACAGAUCAUGUUUGGAGCUACGUGCCGAACAUCUACGACGCCCUUAAGGCAGUCAGUCUGCGUUGAGCGUUGUGCGAGAUUUAUUGCAUUAUUUUCCUCUAAUGUAAGCGUAAGGACUUCGAUCCCGUGGUUGGGACUGUGGGGGAAUGUGUCAUCUGUCUCGCAGAGACCACUACUCGGGCCAACCAGAUUCUAGCCAACACGUAUUUUGCAAACUGCGCGCACGGGGGAACUAUGUGCCGGAAGUGUAUGUAUUUAUGAUGAUGCCACCGAUUCUUGAGACAAGAAGUAGAAGAGUAUGGAUCACGAUGUUUUUUCCAUCCUUGUCACGACCGACGUUGAGGCAGCAGCUGCCCCUUGUUCUACCCUUGCAAAUGUAUAGGUAGAAGGAGGGCCCCGACGGUUUGGCUAGAUGGAAAGAACGCCAUUCAUAGAAGGAAAGGGAAUGUCGUUCCACCUAAGUAAGUAAGAAGGGCCUAAAUGAGGGAAACGACAUUCCCGCGCUCGGACAAUCUCAAUCAGUAGCAUCGUUCACUACAAACCUCCAUCGAUAACCCCGGCAUGAAAAAGUGCCCAGUCUGCCGCAAAGGUCUCAACCGUGAUGCUGCAAAGGAAGCUGUGCAAAGGCAAACCCCUGACGGAGGGAGCACUCAACCGACGAGUGCCAUGCCCGGGGCCUUUGGGUUUGGUGGAGAUGGGCUACGAUUGAGACCUCACGCUGCGCGUCAAGGAUACGGAUCUCCAAAUGUAAUCCCAUAGGCCAUAGGCCACUACCGCAUAAGAAACGCAGAGUCAUCUGGGGCAACAUUUAGUGAUGGCGUCUGGUGCAAAAUUAAGUUUAAGUGAUGACAUCUGAUAAUGCACGUGGUGCAUCAAUCAUAGUGUUGUCGUCCUCUGGUGGAGAGGGAUGUAUGAACUGUAAUCUGGAAGACUACUUGUGUGCCUCUGUCCAUUCAUAGUUAGUUUUCCACUACAUUCAUCUCAUCCAUUCCACCACCGUAUCUUGUCGCCUUCCUCUAAAAAGAGAAAACACUUUCCUAGACUUGAGACUAUACAACUGGCAAUAGGUGGUAUAGGAGCAUGGUCUUAAUUUGGAAUGAACUUAACGCAUGUCGAUGCUGAGUAUGACUGAAAUAUACUUCUUGUAGUUCUUCUUCAUACAGUAUCAUUUUCUCUUACGACCUUGUUGUAUAUGUAUCUAUUUGUAAAUGUACAAGAACAACAAGGUCCCGCGUGGACGACGUCGACAAUUAUAAUUAAGUUUAGUAUCAAGACUUCAAGUUCAGACUUCGUCUUGUGGCUGGUUCGGUAUGACCACUUGAGAGUUGAGUACUGUAGACCAGGUCUGUACUGCUGUGCAAUGAAGAGUAAAAGCAAAAGCAACUACUCAUCAAGGAACUUUCCUGUUGGUCCUCAUCUAGUAUUCUCUCGCCCGUUUGCAUGUCACAAGCAUAACUAUGUAUGUUGUAACUAAGAAACAUGCAAGAACUAAUUGAUACUUGAAAUUGAAAGCGGGAAUGAGAAAGACGACUAGUCGGUGGACUAAACAAGUUAGCGCCACUUAUUUACGCUUCAAAAUUAAUGACUCUUCUUGUUAGAAGAGUUACUGCUGAUGCACCCAGGAAAUACUUCUUGGAGCAGUAGGAAACGAAAUGGUCGUGAUAACUGUUUUUUCACUCUGAAACAUGGGAAAAAAGUUUUCAUAACCGGCUAAGAAUUGAACUUGAAGUAGUUUAGAAUUUAAAUUUAUUGAGAUCUCGGAGUCGUGGAUUUAUUCUAAAUUUAUUUCACAACAGGAACGCAUACGUAUAGAGGGCGGCGGGCCCACAAGGAGGUGACUUUUGUUGUCUCCUACAGAGGAGAAGAUACACAUACAGCCGACUGAUGGUUUUGGGUGUUGUAAACAGUCUAUCAGGUAGGUACCCUAUAGGUGGUCAUGUAGAAAUCACGACAGGGGAAUACACAUGACAUGACAUGACCCAUGACCACUCGACGGCACAACCAACAUCACGGACUCAGUCAAACAAUGAGUCAAUGAAUCAACCAAUCACGAU
Amoebophrya sp. A25 is the source of this 2474-nucleotide messenger RNA. Lineage: Eukaryota; Dinophyceae; Syndiniales; Amoebophryaceae. The record is from the annotation of a GenBank genome assembly.